GGCCGGUCUAGAAGCUUACAAUUCAAUCUGAAAAAUGAAACAGAGCGAUUGUGAGGUCAAUUCUUCCCUUUGUGCAAAAAACGAAAUCUGUGUUCCCAAUUAUAAAGACAACACUGCAGAAUGCAAAUGUCGUUAUGCAUCUGGAUAUACUGGAAAACCAUGCGAAGCACAAAGUUGCAAGCAGCUCCUUAAAGAUGGCGUUGCAUCUAGUGGAGUGUACACGAUUAAUCCAGAUGGCGGCAAACCAAUUCAAGUGUUGUGUGACAUGACCACGGAUGAUGGAGGUUGGACCGUUUUUCAAAGACGUUUGGACGGCUCCGUUGACUUCGAACGUGACUGGAGAACUUACAAAGACGGGUUUGGAAAUCUGAUCGGCGAGUUCUGGCUUGGAAGCGACAAUCUUCACCGUUUGACAGCCGCUGAUGACGUCAUGUUGAGAGUUGACUUGGAAGACUUUGAAGGGAACAUCACGUACGCUAAGUACGCCACUUUCAAUGUCACAGACGAGGCAGAAAAUUACACGCUCACACUUGGAGGAUAUACUGGCGAGGCCGGUGACUCCUUCACACGUCAUAGCAACAUGAAGUUUUCAACGAAGGGUAAAGACUAUGAUGGCCAUCAAAAUAACUGUGCCAUUGAAUGCAAAGGAGCUUGGUGGUACAGCGACUGUCACGAUUCAAAUCUGAAUGGAUUGUACCAUAGAGGCCCACAUGAUUCCCACGCCGAUUGA
Molecule: messenger RNA, 730 nt
Organism: Stylophora pistillata
Lineage: Eukaryota; Metazoa; Cnidaria; Anthozoa; Scleractinia; Pocilloporidae
Product: microfibril-associated glycoprotein 4-like
Source: RefSeq, a predicted model, not a curated record